GGACGCGGGGACCAGUCGCGGCACCAUGAUGGCUGGCCAAGUCUGAAAUUUGUGUGUGUCGCGGGACUGAAAGGAUACGGGGAGGAAUAUUUUGAGGAAGAAUUUUGACGUUUUUUUCGCACCAACAUGGAGUCCAGGUGACGGGAUCAGGCCCAGCCGAGACGACGCCCCCCCCCCCACGCCCUUGGAUUCUAAGACAUGAUGUGCGACGUAAUGCCAACAAUCUCCGAGGACGGGAGCCAGCGGGGCUCCAGCUACGGAGAUGACUCCAACUUUGAGCAGCUGAUGGUCAACAUGCUGGACGAGCGUGACCGGCUGAUGGAGUCGCUGCGGGAGACGCAGGACGCCCUCAGCGGGGCCGACAUGCGCAUCGGGGAGCUGGAGCGAGAGCGGGAGAUGCUGCACAAGCAACUGUCCACGGGUCUGCCAAGGGUGAGUCUCAAAAGUUUCUGUCUCAAGCCAUCUUGCCCCCCACCAAACUCCAACCCCAACCCACCCACUCCCACCAAACCCCACCCCAUCCCACCCCUACCUCACCCAACCCCAUCCCCACCCCACCCAACCUACCCCCAACAAUCCCCACCCCCAACCCACCCACUCCCACCCCACCUCACCCAACCCCAUCCCACCCCCACCUCACCCCCACCUCACCCCAACCUCACCCCCACCCACCCCUUUGAAGAACCCAGGAUCAAGGAAUUUGCGACUCUAACUAAGGAACUGAACCAAUCCCGGGAACAACUUCUAGAACGAGAGGAGGAAAUAGCCGAACUGAAAGCAGAGAGGAAUAACACACGGUGUAUACACAUGAGGCAUGGAUAUUUUGUUCCAUUUGACAGUUACUCCUGGAACAUCUUGAAUGCUUGGUCUCGCGGCACGAGCGCUCCUUAA
Messenger RNA from Patiria miniata (bat star), 891 nucleotides. Its product is annotated as liprin-alpha-2-like. Gene Ontology annotation, biological process: synapse organization. Gene Ontology annotation, cellular component: presynaptic active zone. The coding region runs from base 199 to 891 and encodes 230 amino acids. The record is from RefSeq and is a predicted model, not a curated record. NCBI's taxonomy places the organism in Eukaryota, Metazoa, Echinodermata, Asteroidea, Valvatida, Asterinidae. The transcript has 5 exons.